CCCUUAGACCACUUCCUGGGGGUGGAGAGGACCUCAGCUGCUGCUGCGACAACCCAGGAAGGCGGUAACGCCCGAGUCCCGAGACUCCGGCUGUUGCCAACAAAGUCCUGGGACACCCUCAGCUCUGACUGCGAGAGCAUCGUCUCACUCCAUACAGAACGGCUCGCCACCGGCUCCCAUCAGUUGCGCCUCCAUCUGUUGGGACCCAUGCCUCUAAGCCUGGCCGGGCCUCUGGGCAGGUCGUAGGAACCCGGCGUGGACUCGCCUACUGCAAAAGCUAUCUACUAAGAAACUCAGAAUCUGAACCCUUCAGAGUCCGGCCGGUGCUCGCCACCGUCACCUGCUGGUUGAAUUCCGGAAACCCACUGUGCACAGAAGGAAAUCGCUGACCGCGCAGAAUCAGAAUCUUCUGGACCAAAAGCUCUGGGACCCUGUCUGGCUGCCUUUUUUUUUCAUCGGGUCUUUCAUCCUUUCGGGGACUUCUAUGUUCUGAAGCCCCCAAUCGCCACCAAGGUAGCUGGGUGGGCUACAAGCUUUGCUGUCUUGUUUUCCAACCUCUGCCUCCAACAUAGCGAGUCUGAACGUUACCAUCCACUUCUUCCCAAAACCAGGAGAUUCUGCCUUUUCCUUCUCCUUGCUUGUCUCCUACAGUUCCCAAAAUUUCCCCCCCUCCUGUGUCCUCUUCACCCCCUUCUUUUGGGGGGCCCGUGACCCUAAAUGUGGGGGGAACACUAUAUUCCACUACAUUGGAGACCCUGACACGCUUCCCGGACUCCAUGCUGGGGGCCAUGUUUAGGGCUGACACCCUUAUUCCAGCCAAUCUCAACUCUCAAGGAGAUGGCCAUUACUUCAUCGACAGAGAUGGCAAGGCUUUCCGGCAUAUCCUCAAUUUCCUGAGGCUGGGCCGUCUGGAUCUGCCCCGUGGGUAUGGAGAAACUGCACUUCUUAAGGCAGAGGCUGACUUCUACCAGAUCCGGCCCCUCCUGGAUGCCCUGCGGGAAUUGGAAGCUUCUCGGGGUACCCCUACACCCAGAGCUGCGCUGCUCCAUGCAGAUGUUGAUGUCAACCCCCGCCUGGUACACUUCUCUGCUCGAAGGGGCCCACAUCACUAUGAGUUGAGCUCUGUUCAGGUGAACACCUUCCGAGCCAACCUCUUCUGUACCGACCCUGAAUGUCUGGGCUCCAUGCGUAACCGAUUUGGUGUGGCCAGUGGGGACAGGGCAGAGGGCGGUCCACAUUUUCAUCUAGAGUGGGCCUCCCGCCCCCGGGAACUUCCCGAAGUGGAGUAUGAAAGACUAGGGCUGCAACCACUGUGGACUGGGGGGCCGGAAGAUCGGCGGGAGGUGGUAAAUGCGCCUACCUUCCUGGAGGAGGUCCUGCGGGUGGCUCUCGAGCAUGGCUUCCGCCUGGACUCUGUCUUCCCAGACCCUGAAGACCUGCUGAACUCUAGAUCUUUGCGCUUUGUCCGCCACUGAGAAUGCUACCCUUCACUUUACUGUGGAGAAGAGAAGAAUGUGUCAGCCAAGGGGCUGAUGGCUUUCCUGAAGAAUCUUUGUAGUUCUGGUGUGGGAGCUGUGAGAGUCAGGGAUCCUACCUGACUGGAGCCUACAUGUAGGCUGGGAUUCCCAAAUUGAGUCCAACUCCCAGGACUCGAGAGUGGUCCUCUCGAUCUACACUGGGGCUUAUCCUGGGAAAGCAUCUGUGCAUUCUCCAGCCUGUUCUUGCUUGAGGAUGGGUCCUCUGUGUUUAGGGCUGUGGAAAAGUAAGGAAGCACCUCUGCCCAGGCUAAACCUAGCAGAGCUCUGGAGGUUUGAGCACUAGGUGGAAGGACAUACUUUGGAUUAUCAAAUGUGGUCUGUCCCCUAGACUGUGGCUUCCCCUGGAGCUGGUCACCGUAUCCUACUAUGACCAUUAAGAGGCCAGGAUAUCUGGGAGGUUUGUUUACUAUAUUCAAAGCCACCUACUAUGGAAGAUUGAAAAUAGACAACUCAUCCUAGGUUGACAAAAGGGAGCUAGGAGGAUCCCCACCAGCAUGGGGGGUAGAGCACCCUUCUGAGAUUCCAAGUAUUUUAGAGGGUUU
Phodopus roborovskii (desert hamster) is the source of this 2080-nucleotide messenger RNA. It is a transcript of the gene Kctd11, whose product is annotated as potassium channel tetramerization domain containing 11. Lineage: Eukaryota; Metazoa; Chordata; Mammalia; Rodentia; Cricetidae. The record is from RefSeq and is a predicted model, not a curated record. Bases 777 to 1475 code for a protein of 232 amino acids. The transcript has a single exon. Gene Ontology annotation, biological process: protein homooligomerization; positive regulation of neuron differentiation.